AUGAAUGAUCCUUGUGUAGCCUUUGUGGCGGAAGCUCAGAGCUUGUUGUCGGUAGAUAAGGUUACUUUAUCGGCUAUUCCCGCACGUAAUUGUACAGAGCUUCCUUCUGCCAAAUUAUUUCUUAAAUCGCGUCCUUUAGGCGUGUAUUCCUGCGCAAGAGUAAAAGGUCUGGCUGAGAAGUCUGAUGAGCAGCUACCUGCUAGCGUUGUUAGAUGGUCUUUCCACUUGCAGCGGCUUUGCGAUGGUAUCACUAGGUUAACUAGCGACUUCAACCAAGAUACUUUAAUACUAGAUAAUCUUAAGCUGGUGACACAAUUACUGGCGACCACUGUAGUGACGAAGUGGCUUGCGGUCGAUGCUCGAGACGGAAUGCUAUCGGUACUCUGGUAUCCACGUUUAGACAGAAACGACUUUGGUGUAGCCAUUCACAUCUGUCCAAUGCCUACGCCAACGUGUAUUGCAUCGACAGUAUUGGUAUAUGGGGAGGGACGUGUCAACGCUCGAUUGAAACAUACGCAGUGGAUUGAGGAUCGUGUACCGAUCGAGAAAUACGCAGCAGAGCUAGCAAAGAUGCGAGGCGAGUCCAUUCAGGAGGUAAUACUGAGUAAAUGUGGACCAGGAGGUGAUCGAUUAUUACUAGAGGGACUAGUAAGCAACUUUUUCGUCGUGAAAGAUGGUGCAGUGUACACUGCGGAUGAAGGUGUGUUACAAGGUAGUACGAGGGAAUUGGUACUCAAAGCAUGCGCAGAUCUAAAAAUUCCGGUGAUUUUGGAGGCACCAAAACUUUCUGAACGGAAGUUGUGGCAGGCAGCAUUCGUUACAAGUGUCGUUCGCGUAGUUAUCGAUGUCUCGUGGAUAUUAUUUGAUGGUAAAAGCCAAAACGAUAUUUCGACAGCACGUAUUCCAAGCGACAGUGGCUAUACUCGAAGAAUCCGAGAGCAAGUUGUAAAACUACACUUUCACCUUAAGUGA
Plasmopara halstedii is the source of this 972-nucleotide messenger RNA. Its product is annotated as Aminotransferase, class IV. The transcript is spliced from 3 exons. Lineage: Eukaryota; Oomycota; Peronosporomycetes; Peronosporales; Peronosporaceae. The record is from RefSeq and is a predicted model, not a curated record. The coding region runs from base 1 to 972 and encodes 323 amino acids. Gene Ontology annotation, molecular function: catalytic activity.